CAAAUUGAAGCAAGGAAGCUGGGAUCAAAGUCAGCUGAAGCUUUGCAUGAAUGCAGAGCUGAAUGAAGCUGAAACUGAAGCACCAUCACCACCCUCAAGUAAUAGCAAUGCUGUACUGCAGCGGAAUGCCUUCACCACCAGAACAUUUGCCAUCACAUUCAGGAAACCACCUGUCUCCUACAAUUUCAUCUGAAAAUUCUGCAAAUCCAAAAGAUGUGCACACUUUAAUACACAGGGUAAAGGUUGUAGAAGAUCUUGUGGCUGUGUUCAUGGAUAGCAGCAUAACUAAAUCUACAUUGACAAUAGAAUUUGUAAACGAUGAUGCUGGAGUGUCCAGAGAAGUUUACACUGCAUUCUGGGGUCAGUUCCUUGAACAGUGCAAAAGGGAAGAUGAGCGGGUCCCUAGACUAAGACCAGACUUUUCUGAAGCUGAAUGGGAAGCAGUAGGAAGGAUCUGGGUAAAAGGAUUACUUGAUCUCGGUGUGUUGCCAGUGAGGCUUUCCAGUGUAUUCAUUUUAGCGUGCAUGCAUGGAAUUGACUCAGUCAAUGUUGAUGUCCUGAUGUCAUCCUUCCAAAACUAUCUCUCUUCAAUUGAACGAUCUGCCGUUGCAAAGGCUCUUCAAGGCACACUGGAGGAAUGUGAUGAAGAGGACUUGCUUGACCUCUUUACAAGAAUGGGCUCUCAUUGUAUCCUUCCAAAAAACACCAUAAAGGCUGCCAUACAAACAAUGGCUCAUAAAGCCAUUCUUCAAGAUCCCAAGUAUAUAAUAGAUUGCUUCUCCAAAACCAUGCAAUUUGCACUGAUGAAAAUACCAGACAAAGAAAACCUAGUGUCUCUGUAUGACACAAAGAAGGCCACUGGCAAAAAAGUGGCACUGCUACUUCAAACAUCACAGGUGAUUCGCUCUCAGAAAGAACAGAUGGUAUUCAAUCAUAUGCAACGUUAUGUUAGAAAUGCUGACCAAAGCAAAGCAGAAAAAUUUCAACACUUCUGCACUGGUUCUUCUGUUAUAUGUGUUGAUCAAAUCAAGGUAAGCUUCAAUGCAGAAUCUGGCCUCAGCAGAAGGCCAGUUGCUCAUACUUGUGGAGCUACUCUUGAUUUACCAUAUAAUUACAGUUCUUACCCAGACCUCCGCACAGAGUUUGAUAACAUUCUGUCCAGUGAUUACAUUGAAAUGGACAUCCUGUAAAUUUGUUUACAUUGGCUUGUUGUAACAUUCAGUUUAGUUUAUUCCAAUAGGUUUGGAGUUUUCUAAUAAGUGGUUCUCUUAUAUGGUACCAUAUGGUUUGUUCUCCUCAAAGCAUAGCACCAGAACUGUACUCUGAGUACUGUUGAAUUUGAGUUUUAUUGUUGCAUGUGUUUUGUUUACACAGAAAAGAAGAAAUUUAAGUAUGAUGUUUUGAAAUAUACUCUGUACCGGUAUGUUUAAUUUAGGCUACUAUGCAAAGUAUUG
This is a messenger RNA of Myxocyprinus asiaticus (Chinese sucker), 1454 nucleotides long. RefSeq lists its product as uncharacterized. Bases 63 to 1190 code for a protein of 375 amino acids. NCBI's taxonomy places the organism in Eukaryota, Metazoa, Chordata, Actinopteri, Cypriniformes, Catostomidae. The record is from RefSeq and is a predicted model, not a curated record. Gene Ontology annotation, molecular function: ubiquitin-protein transferase activity. The transcript is spliced from 3 exons.